GCCACCUUUCCCACUUGCCAAAAACCUCUGCUUUCCUUUCCUUUCCUCUCCUCUCCUCGCCUUCUUCUUCCCGACCUUCCGACCUUCCCUCUUCGAUCCCAUCUCCACCACACACAGAAAUCCAGAACCCACAUCUCAAUUCUUCCUCCCCAAUCAAAGAUUCCACUGUAAAACCGCCCAAAUCAAAGACUCUGUUUUUUUCCUGGAUUCUUCCUCUCAUAUUCUGCCCUUCUUACCUCCCCCACAAAAUCUCACCUCAAUUCCCGAUCUGGGUUCCUUCCUAAGGUUGAAAUCGACACAAAGAGAUAGAGAUUUUUAUUCUCCUUUUGAAAUCCCCCCUCCCUCGAUUCCCCUUUUCCCAGAUUCUCCACACAAGAAAAGGCAGAUUCUUCAGUAGCCCCCCUCCUCUGUUUUCUGCCGACUCAGAAACUGAUAAAAAUCCCCACUUCCCACACUUCACCAUGAAGACUCCGUUCCUUCUUUGAACCCACCAAAAGAGAGCAAAAGAACACGCAUAAACACGAAUCGGUAGCCAUGGAAGCCCUUUACCCGCAUUUCUACAUGUCGAGCCACCACCUGCUAAACGACAACAGCAGCAGCAGCAGCAGCCAGAGCUCGGAGUGGACCAGAGAAGAGAACAAGGCCUUCGAGAGCGCUCUGGCUCUCUACGGCGAGCACGAUCCGCACCGCUGGCUCAAAGUCGCCGCCAUGAUCCCGGGGAAAUCGGUCUCCGAUGUGAUCAAACAGUACAGGGAGCUGGAAGAAGACGUGUGCGAGAUCGAAGCUGGGCGCGUCCCGAUCCCCGGUUACCUGGCCGCGGACGACGACCCGGCUUUCAGCCUGGACCUCAUCGCCGGGCCCGACUUCGUCGAUUCGUUCAGAAAGCGGCCCAUGGGCUCCACUAAGACCUCCGAUCAGGGCCGCAAGAAGGGCGUCCCAUGGACUGAAGACGAGCACAGGCGAUUCUUGAAAGGGCUGCUGAAGUAUGGGAAAGGGGAUUGGAGGAACAUAUCACGCAACUUCGUGGUGUCGAAGACGCCAACUCAAGUGGCGAGUCAUGCCCAAAAGUACUUCAUCAGGCAACAGCUCUCCGGCGUGAAGGACAAGAGGAGGCCGAGCAUCCACGACAUCACCACCGUCAAUCUCUCCUCCGCCGUCGCCGACCACAACAACAACAACAACAACCAUGGUACUUUAUUCUCGGACGGCAACAAGAGAUCGUCGUCGACGCCGCACAUCGAUCACCUGCUUUCCCCGCCGCCGCACAAACUGGCGUGGAUGGACUGGAACCACCACCAUCCCAACGCCGACUUGUUCAUGAUGGGUUCGUCCCCCUAUGACCAAAACCUGUAUGCAGCCGCCGCCGCUCGCCACACGGCGGCGUUCCAGUUUUCGGCGGCUCGAAGAAUCCGCAGCUAAGAAGGACUCCGGAGUGCUCCGUAGAUUGUCCGCCUCUGUUUUUUUUUUUUUUUACUAAUUAGAAUUUAUAUGCGGAAACAAGCUGUCAAAUAUGUUAUAAAUGUUCUAGUUCUAUAUGCAUGAUAUGAUCGAUCUUCUAUGUAUCCGCUCUGAGUAGCUCGGAUGCCAUACCUUCUUCUUGUCCGCAUGAAAUUGGUGCCCAAAAUUUGGUUUAUUAAGAUCGAAACGUCAUUUAUUACCCGAG
Molecule: messenger RNA, 1663 nt
Organism: Linum tenue
Lineage: Eukaryota; Viridiplantae; Streptophyta; Magnoliopsida; Malpighiales; Linaceae
Source: the annotation of a GenBank genome assembly